CCCCCUUUGCCUGACGACAUAUCCCGAUAAUGGCUACAGUUCGAUCCCUUGGCCUGCAUGAGCCCUCGGCCAUCGCAUUCCUUGUCGCAGAAGGGCUCCUGCCCGUGGAUCCCUCGGAUGAUCUCUACUCAUGGACAACGAGUGUUGACCGAGACUCGAACGGCUCCGUCGAAGAUGAGAUUGUUUGGACUAGGAGCUGCGCGGUUUGGUCUCGAGCCGGGGUCGUCAAGAGAGUGUUCCGGUUAGAUCUAGAAAAAGAGGAGAUCAGACACGUCUUACUGACGAGCUUUGCGGUGGGAAAGAUCAAGCGAUCCGACUCGAGUGUUUCGAAAUCUACAUCGGGCGAGAAGGCGCAAACAGGCACCGAUUCAGGUCGCAGUCGGGGCUCGCACGAUCAGCUCAGUGGAGGACUGGGCCAGGAUGGCGGAGAAGGCCACGGUGCCAGCGGUUCAGAAUCAAACGAUGCUCGAGCAUUGGUGGUGGUUCUCAAAUCCCAGGCUCAUAUCUUCUUCCUUGCCGGUAACAGCCAUGUCGUUCCCCUACCGUUCGAGGUUGAUUCCGUGUUCGCAACACCCAGGGGACUUCUGAUUCAGAGGAAACUGCAUGAAGGGGAAGCCAACCCGCCGGUGCCAAAGGCCCCUCCGCCUUCUUUUGCGUCAUCGCUGCCAUCCGCGCCACCCGUGCCACCCGAGCCUUCUGGCAAAUCGAAGCGCCCAUCCUUGAUGAUUUCCCCGGCUCCAAAGCCUAAGUCACGGCCAGGCAAGCAUGCCGACAUGCCGAGAGUCUUCUCUCUUAUGGACCCCCACUCCGAAAUGGGUCUGGUUGUGACCAACCAGUCCUCUCGUUGGCUACAGACCAGUGUCACGACCAGACCUUCUGGGCUGGACGUGCUUGAUCCCGCCGAUGCGAUUGUUUACGUGUCUCCAAAGGAUGAGCUUUCUAGCUGUGGCCGAGGUCUAGCCAUUGGUCCCUUGAUCCUCGUGGUGACUGUGAAUAUCAACACCGGCUUGUACACUAUCUGGACGGCUCGCUACCGACAAGACGAAGCCGCACCCUCGUCGAAAAAGAAGGAAAGAAGAGACACGGGGGGUACUCGUUCGAAGCGACGUAGUUCCCACUUUGGAAUGACGACAGGGACGACGACUCCCGCUGGUCGCCCGUCCGGCACUAGAGAGAGCUUCGGUCCUAGAAGUGAUGGGUGGAACACGUCCGGGCGAUCUCUUUCACAGUAUUCAGUUGAAGGCAAGGCAGACGAGGAUGAUCUGGCUUCCAAGCUAGGUCAGGAUUUCGGGGACAUCGGAGUGCCGCUAAAGACAUCAAGACGAGUGAGCUCUCUACUUGCGCGCGCAGAUCUGGCAACCAGCCAGGAUAGGAUUGCGUUUUCCGAUCUAGCUACAGGCAGUCAAUCGAAUCCCAUGCCUCACGGUGGCCUACGGCAAUCUCUAGGAGCAGGUAGCACCCGGGGUAGCUUUGGCUUCAACCCAAGAGGUUCGCUGCCACCGGGAAACGGCUCAGUAUACAGCACAACCAGUAGCUUUGUUGACGCACCGGUUGAUCGACUCCUUGAGGAACUGAAUAAUGAAAGUCUGUUUGAAGGAUUUGAGAAUAUGGAUCUAAAUCAUGCGGCGUUUGGCCUGCCCGAGGAGGUGCUUUUUUCCAAGGUCGACAGUUUUUCUUCGAAGUUUUCGGUUACCUUCCAGACUCCGGCCACGUCGAAACAAUCACAACGGAGACUGAAAAUCAUGACACUGGUCCCGUCAGAGUACGGAAGUACGCAAACUGGGAACUCUGUGGCGUUGGCGCUUUACCUGGUGGAUCAGGACGCGAGAUCGAUGACGGUCGUUAACCUACGGGUCGACAAGGUUUCAAUCCCCAAGAAGGAUGUGGUGUUCUCCAAGAAGCCCAAGAAAAGCGCUCUAUCCGAAGAACGCUCCAUACUUGUCCAGGCCUCUGGGAUCCAGCAUUCAUCAGAUAUAUGGGAUGCCUGUAAGAUUGUUGACGGAGGGAUCUCAAGAAUCUUGACCCUGAAGAAGACGGAUGAUGACCAGCAGAUAAUACAAUUGCAAACGCCGUGGAGCAAGCCAACUACCAUCGAGGUCCCCCGGAAACUUAUGCUGCAUGAAGCAUACGGUGUCUAUCCCAAUACUUCCGGCAACCAUCGAAGAGAAAGCGGCGUGAAGCGACUAAUGACCGACUCAUCCAUCACGGUGACUGGAUUCGACCACCCCGGAGCCAGAGGGAAGUUUGACGUGAUUGAUUCUGCGAAUCAGAAAGUGAAGCUGCAGGUUCAAAUGGAACCUAGCAAUGAACUGGUGAAGCGUGUGCUUAAUGUCUGUCGGUUUGCAAUCUCUGACGAGAAAGCCGGGGACGGUAUUCUGGCUGCGUGGUGGGAGACCAUGAAAUGGCUCCAUGAUAGAGAAACGAAUGAAAAUGACCUCGAAUGGACGGCCAUGGUAGUAGUUUUGUUCUCGAUGGCGAUCCAGUUUAUCGACAGUGAGCAACCGCGAACACCAGCCAAGCCGUCGCGCCGGAAGAGGGGGUUAUUGAGGUCAAGUAGUGGAAGCUACGUCGACCUGGAGAGCUGGGAGACAAUGCUGGAGCAGGAAUCCGGCUCUGGGGGCGUGGUGGCCCCGUGGAUGGCCAGCAGCUCCUGGGCGUGGGUGGUUGAGCAAGAUGCCGAAGAUGGUGAAGUCAGCCACAGCCAUCAAUCACCUUUGAGCCGGUCAACUUGCCGAACCAACACAUACCUCAUUCGUUGCAUCGCUCUGUCGAGGGAGUUUCUGAGCACUUCUCGGGGCACCUCCACUGUAGGCUCAGGCGGCUAUUUGCCCACGGCACUGAACUUCAGCCAAAACAUCCGAAGCACUGCACUAUGCACCAUACUAGUUGCGCUGCAUCUUCUCCGCGAGGAGCAGAAGCUAUCAGUUUGCGAUAGUGAGCAAUCAGGCAAGCCUUUGGGUCUCCUGGCUCCAGUCCUGGCUCAGAUUGGCGGAUGGGUAGGGUGGCAGUCCUGGACAUGGGCCGAAGACGCUUAUUUUGGCAUGGAGAUGGCUAGUAUGGACCGUUGGCAUUUCGAAGAGACUCGCAUCUCAAUGCUCGACGUCCCCGGUGAGCCAUUCGCACCUCCAUCCAUCUUUGCUCACUUGGAAGAUGCAUGGCGCCAGACUUCGCUGCCGUUUUUCACUCUUCUGAACCUGGUAACCAGCCCGGACAGGCCGCCGAAGAAAGGAAGGCUAUGGAAAGAGUGCUUCACGCUCACUCCCAGGACACUCGCAUUGGAUGGAUACCUUGCGGAAGUGCAUAGCCUCACGACGCCGCUUGAUCGGAUCAAGCUUCUCUAUCGUUGGGGAUUCACCAGAAGUACUAUCGAGAGCUUCCCGGAAGGUGUCAGUGCUCCCUUAUACGAAGCGAUAAUGCAGUCACAAAUGCAUGCCUCUACAUCCUGGGGCUCCACGCUCCUUGAGCUCAUCGAUCGCGAAGAUUUGAGCAUCUCUGUGAGCAAGAAUAAGCCGUGGCUUCCGUCAGCUACGUCACCGUUGCAGCUGGCUGUAUCGCAUGAUGCGGUGCGUGAUGUCCACCAUAUCGGAACCUCCACGUUAGACAUUGAUGCAACCAAUUCGUUUGAAGCUUCCGCGGAGGCCGACAGGUUUUCAGUGACGAGACUGAUAUUCCGUGAGGAUAAGCGUUUUAUCGACGCUGCUCGAUUGCUGAACCAAUCUAAAGCUCCUGUAGCCGAGUGCGUUCCCGAGCCUGACUGGACCGACUCGGACCUGCUGGAGGCCCAGAAAGAAGUGGUGCAGCUGGUGACCCUGAGGACGCUCUCUAUUCCUACAGGUCGCGCAAUGUUGAGCUUCAGUGGACGACUACCAUUGCUGACCGAGAAACUGCCAAUCCCUUCGUUUUCCUUGCAAUGUGUCAUGAAACCGUCGAACGUGACUAUCAGCGCGGACCGGGCCUCCUUUAGCGAGGAGAAAGUGUGUUGGGCGUUUUUCCACAAUGGCGUGUCUACCGGUCUGGCUAUAUCGAAGAAUUCCAAAGGCAUUGAUACGUCGUGGAUUCUGUUCAACAAGCCCCAGGAGCUUACCAACAGGCAUGCUGGCUUUUUGUUGGCCUUGGGGUUGAAUGGGCAUCUGAAAUCCUUGGCCAAAUGGGUGGCGUUCAAAUAUCUGACGCCCAAACAUACCAUGACAUCUAUCGGGCUGUUGCUCGGAUUGUCGGCCUCGUAUCUGGGCACGAUGGACACAUUGAUCACCCGGCUUCUGUCGGUCCAUGUCACCAGGAUGCUUCCUGUCGGGGCUGCCGAACUAAACCUGUCGCCGUUGACGCAAACGGCGGGCAUCAUGGGCAUCGGACUCCUCUACUGUGGAUCCCAGCAUCGGAGAAUGAGUGAAGUGAUGCUGUCAGAAAUCGAAAAUGUGGAGCAGGAGGAGGGAUCGCACGAGGACCUGCGCGACGAAGGAUACCGCCUGGCUGCCGGGCUCGCGCUGGGCUUUAUCAACCUGGCCAAAGGAAAAGAUCUGCGAGGAAUGCGCGACAUGCACAUCGUCGAGAGGCUGUUGGCCGUGGCAGUCGGCACCAAGAACGUUGAUCUCGCGCAUGUCCUGGACCGGGCCACGGCGGGGGCGACAAUUGCCCUAACCAUCAUCUUCAUGAAGACUAACGAUGAGAUCCUGGCCCAGAAGAUCGAUAUCCCGGACACCACGGUGCGCUUCGACUACGUUCGACCGGACCUGUUCCUGCUGCGCACCCUUGCCAGACAUGUCAUCAUGUGGGACAAUAUCCGCCCUACUGAUGAAUGGUUCGUGCAGAGCUUGCCCAAAGUCUACCGCCGUCGGUAUCGGUUGACUGGAGUCCGUCGACUGAAGAGUGAUGACAUGCCAUUUUUCAACAUCAUCGCCGGUCUUUGCUUCACGCUUGGUCUUCGCUACGCCGGUUCUGCGCAGACAUCCGUGCGUGAUCUGUUGCUCGCCUAUCUGGAUCAAUUCAUCCGCAUCUGUAGGCUCCCCGCCGUCAACUACGAUGCGAAGUUGGCCCGGAACUCGGUGCGACACUGCCAGGAUGUCGUGGCCCUCUCCGCCGCCGCCGUAAUGGCAGGCACAGGAGAUCUGGCGCUCUUCCGCCGCGUACGAUCUCUUCAUGGCCGCGUGGAUGCCGAUACCCCGUACGGCAGCCAUAUGGCCGCGCACAUGGCCAUGGGUCUGCUGUUUCUGGGUGGUGGAAGCUACACGCUCGGCACAUCAGACCUGGCCAUUGCCUCCCUGAUCUGCUCCUUGUAUCCGAUCUUCCCUACAACCGUCCUCGACAACAAGUGCCACCUGCAAGCCUUCCGACAUCUCUGGGUCUUAGCCGCGGAGCCCCGUUGUCUGGUGCCCCGAGACAUCGAUUCCCGUCGUCCCAUCUCCAUCCCCAUCACCUUGACCAACCAAGAUGGUAUCAGCCGCAAGAUCAGCGCGCCCUGUCUGCUCCCCGACCUCAGCGGCAUCGCCAGGGUGGAAAUCCGCAAUGCAGACUAUUGGCCACUGGUCCUUGACUUCGCCAACAACCCCGAGCUGCGUCAGAAGUUCCGCCAGGGCGACCAAUCCGUGUACCUCCGCCGGAAAGCCACAUACAACCCAACCGGCUCAUCCGUCUUCGUCUCAACACUCUCCGGCUUGAGCGAAGCACAAGACAUCCUCCCCUCCUCCACCUCCGUCUCGAACCACGGCAAGGGCCUUCCAUCCGCGGCAAUGCCCAAUCUCGCCACUCUCCUCACCGCCGGCGUGAACCGCUCCCCAACAUCCCCCUCCCAAAGCAUGUGGGAAUGGAUCUUCAAUCUACCCUCCCUACAAGGCCUAGAUGUCCGUGAAAAAGCCCUCGUCCUCCCCUCAUCCUUCCCCACUCGCAGCCGCAAUCCCCACCCCACCGCUCUCUCCUACGCCCCCUGGCUCCGCCAAUCCGCCGUGGACAGUAAACUCGUCAUCGAGGGCAUCGUCAAGAACACCAUCCAAGCGGCGCGUGGCCGUGCCGCCGAUCCCGACGAAGUCCGCGACCGCAUCUGGCAACUCCGUCUGCUCUUCAACUGGAUCGAUACCCCCGCUGAGGACCUACCGUCUGAUGGGCUCUGGCUGCGGCGGGAUUAUAUUGAGGAAAUGCGGUGGAAGAUCUGGGGAGUGCAGAUCGGGGAUUAUGAUUGA
This is a messenger RNA of Aspergillus sclerotioniger CBS 115572, 6173 nucleotides long. RefSeq names its product anaphase promoting complex subunit 1. The transcript is spliced from 2 exons. Lineage: Eukaryota; Fungi; Ascomycota; Eurotiomycetes; Eurotiales; Aspergillaceae. Gene Ontology annotation, cellular component: anaphase-promoting complex. Gene Ontology annotation, molecular function: molecular adaptor activity. Gene Ontology annotation, biological process: metaphase/anaphase transition of mitotic cell cycle; protein K11-linked ubiquitination; anaphase-promoting complex-dependent catabolic process. The coding region runs from base 30 to 6173 and encodes 2047 amino acids. The record is from RefSeq and is a predicted model, not a curated record.